AUGUACUUGCUGAAAGGUAGGAGUUUCUGGAGUGUGAACAUUCCUCAGGAUUGUUCUUGGUGUUGGAGAAGGCUACUCAAACUUCGGAAUGUUGCUAGGAACUUUAUUUCUUUUGAAGUUGGAGAUGGUCAGAAUAUUCAUUUGUGGUUUGAUAAUUGGCAUCCUUGUGGUGUGUUGAUUGAGAGGUCUGAGGAUUUGGUUGAUAUUCAAAGUCGCCUACCAAAAAUUCAUUUGGGCCCUAUUGAUAAUCCAAUGUGGAAGGUUGCUGGGAAGGGUUCUUUUGUGAGUUCUGAAACCUGGGAUUUCUUGAGGGAUAAGAAAGCUGAAGUUGAAUGGUGGCAUUUGAUCUGGUUUCCUUGUACUAUUCCAAAACAUGCCUUUAUUCUUUGGUUGGCAGUACAAAACCGGUUAACAACAAGUGAUCGCCUUCUUGUUUGGGGUUUUAAUGGAGACCCUCUUUGUGGGUUCUAUCUUCAUAUUCUGUUGACAGAGGGUUGUAGAAAUUGGAAGAAGAAAACCAUGUUGGGGGUUUUGUGUAGGUUGGUUUUUGGAUCUGCUGUAUAUGGUUUAUGGAAAGCUAAGAAUGUUAUUCGGUUUUGUGGUGUUCCUAGUACUGAGGAGCAGAUUUUUAAGAGGAUUUUUUGGGAAGUUAGAACCAGAAUUUCUGAGAAAGGUUCUUUUAAGAAGACUAGAGAAAAUGUUCUGAUUUGUCAGCUUUGGAAUUUAGAUGACUCUGUUUUGAACUAA
Alnus glutinosa is the source of this 747-nucleotide messenger RNA. RefSeq lists its product as uncharacterized. Lineage: Eukaryota; Viridiplantae; Streptophyta; Magnoliopsida; Fagales; Betulaceae. The record is from RefSeq and is a predicted model, not a curated record. The coding region runs from base 1 to 747 and encodes 248 amino acids. The transcript has 3 exons.